Molecule: messenger RNA, 762 nt
Organism: Cooperia oncophora
Lineage: Eukaryota; Metazoa; Nematoda; Chromadorea; Rhabditida; Trichostrongylidae
Source: the annotation of a GenBank genome assembly
AUGGAAGUUCGAUUAGCUCCUGAUGUGUCAAGUGGGUCAUUCGACAAGGCAAAAGCUGAACGUUUUGCCACAAUGGCUGCUGCAAAUGUUAAAAGCGAAAAUGUCAUAGGAGAUACGUUUUACAUAAAUCCAGUAGCGGGAACCUUCGACAUGCAUCGCUCACUUGCUCAUCUCAACAAUGCUGGCAAAGGAGAUCAUGACGAUGAAGGAGAAAUGACUGGUGAGUCGGACACCGAGGCCGCUGGCACAAGUGCUAAACAGAUACGCGUGAAAUUCACAAGGCCAGAAACGGAACGGCAGAAGAAAAGGAGAGAAGCAAGUGCACUUCAUAGAGAGAAGUUAAUUGCCAGCGAUUCAUGGAUACCAAUGAAUGUCCACUUGAAAGAGGAUCCUGCACUUAUUGAAAAGUUCUCUCGAAUGACCACACUUCCGCCGGAGAAAUCUGAAUCCGCAGAAACUGUCACAACAAGAGAUCUCGUAGAACGCGGAAUCAUUUGUGGUGAAAGAGAGCAAAUUGAUCUCACUAGAAGCGAACUUCUGGUCACUCAUCAACGUAUUCGAGAAAUGCCUAUUGAUCAACAAGUGAAAGCCCAGGUUUUCAAAUCACGGGUCGUUGCAACGGCUGAUAUAGCCAGACUAGUAGAUCCUUCUAUCAGCCGCGACGAGCUUUUCGAAUAUCUCCAACAGUGUGCCCAUCUAGUUCAAGGUGAACGCUGUGGUAUCUUGAAUGGAAUUUUUUGUUUAUUUUUAGUGAUACCCUGA